This is a messenger RNA of Linnemannia hyalina, 2259 nucleotides long. NCBI's taxonomy places the organism in Eukaryota, Fungi, Mortierellomycota, Mortierellomycetes, Mortierellales, Mortierellaceae. The record is from the annotation of a GenBank genome assembly.
AUGUGCCAGCGCGACUGCGACGAGCUUGGCGCCGGAACGAGCUUCAACAACAACAUCAUCAUCAACAUCAACGUCUGCACAGUCAAAAGUCAGGACAAAGAUGGCGGAGUCAAAGGUCACGACAAGGAGAGCAAAAUCAACAGCCACGGCAUCAACAACAGAGCCAAGCGGGACAGGAAGGCCAAUGGCCACGCCACCGUCGCCAGAACCGAAAGUUACGACAACGAGGGCGGAGCCAAAGGUUACGAAAAGGACAGCAAAGCCAAGAGCUACAUCACAAGCAAAGCCAAACCCUACGACAACGACGCCAAGACAAGGAAAGCACCAAAAGCCUCAGCAUCACCGACAGAGCCAGAAGUUACGACAACAACGGCAGAGCCGCGAGUGAAGGCAAGGGCAGCAAAACCAAAACCCUCGGCAUCAUCGACAGGGCGAGAGACUAGGACAAAGACGGAAGAGUCAAAGGCAAAGACAAGAAAGCCAAUGGCCACUGCACCGACACCCACGACAACGACUGCAAAGGCAAAGGUUACGACAACAACAGCACAGCCGAAAGCUCCGACAAAGACAGCCAAGGUGAUGGCCCCCUCGAACGUCAGGAAGCAGGGACUCCUACCCACCACCUCCUCCUCAACCACAGAUUCGCGCUCUGCAAAACGACGGAAAACAAAAGCCGCAGGUGCACCAGAAGCACCAGGUACUGGAUCGGCGAUGGUGGAGCAGAGUUUAUUGUCUCGUCGUCCGGCAUUUGUCUUCGUCAUUCAAACCUCCUGGCUGCUGAAGCUCAGCGACGAGAUCUUGAUUUGGAUUCUGAUAUGGGUUCAUUGUCAAAAGUCGAUCUGCAGAGUGUCGAGUACCUGCAAACGACUCUGGAGCGUCGCCCAGGACCCAUAUUUGUGGAAAUACAUUACGCUUCACCACGACACGGCCCUCCGACGGCACUGGGAUACGCAACUUCACCCUCGACUCUUGUCAUCCAACAUCUACGAACUCAACCUCGUCGGCGAAAUCUCGUCGCCAGUCCUCAUUGAUACGCUCAAACUGGACCAGUUUACAGGACUCAGGACUCUUCGACUGGAGGACAUUCAAACCUACACCGUCUACCGACUCGCUAGCAGGCUGCCCUGGCUCAAGGUGUUUGAGGCCAGGAAGAUCAAGGGCAACAGUGACAGAUGGGAUUGGUCGCCCUUUAGCAACCUGACCCAGUUGGAGGAAUUGCUGCUCUGGAGGAACGAGAAGCCGAUGCAGACGUUCAGUCUUUCGGAAGACAUGAUGAUCGAAACGCCCGACGAUGUGUACCCAGGAGAUGGCGUCAAUGGCGGAUUUGGUGGGUUUGUGCAGUUGUCAAACCCGAACUCGCCUCUGCUGGAUUCUGAUGACGAGAUGGCUGAGGAUGAUGUUGAAGACGGAGGAGAUGAAGAUGGCGCGGAGGAUAUGGUGGAUACUGAGGGGAGCGUUACAGGAGAAUUGGGGGAGGGGGCCAGUGUACAUAGCAACCAGGGUUUGGGAGCAGGAACGGGGACAGGAACGGGAGGAUCGGACGACAGCGGGGUAUCGAUUACUCCCGUCAAUCAAAACCAACAACAAAAUCGCAAAACGCAGCGCCGGUUGAUGCCAAAACUCAAACGACUGGCGCUUGUCAACAUUGUGAGCCCGACAGCCCACCGCGGGACAGAUAGUGUUAUGCGAAGUCUGGUGUCUCGCGUUUCGACGUUUGUGCAUUGGAACAGCUUUAACAUUCUCUUUCCUGUGGUGCGGACUCAAUUCGACCGACUGGUACAUCUCACAAUGGUUGAACCCUGUGAACCAGCGUGGCAGGAGGCAACAUGGCAGGAACACGCAACCGCUUUCCGAACCAUGACAUCACUCCAGACGAUCACAUGGAUCAACCCACAUAUGCAGCGACGGUUCCUGAUUCCAAUUUUGGAUGUUUUGCUGUUGUCGCUCGACCGACUGCGCGUCAUCCAUUUGGUCUCGACGAACGACGACACACAGGUCCUGCAGAUGAUCCUGACGCAUGUUCUCGAGACGCAGUGGACAGGGCAAUUGAUGGUUUCGAUUCAAGAUGAUCUGGGAGCGGAUCCGAUUGUGAGGGGUUGGUGUGACAGUGCAAAGGAAGCUGUAAGAGUUGCGAACCUGGAUAAUGCGAUGAAGAGUCGGCCGUUGGCUUUUGUGGUCAAGCCAUUCCGCGCCGAGUGGGAUGAGGAUGCUGGGUUGAAACGACUUUGCCUUAAAGCCUGGCAACAAACCCAUUUUUGA